Molecule: messenger RNA, 3963 nt
Organism: Cylas formicarius (sweet potato weevil)
Lineage: Eukaryota; Metazoa; Arthropoda; Insecta; Coleoptera; Brentidae
Product: longitudinals lacking protein, isoforms H/M/V-like
Exons: 4
Coding region: 323-1870 (515 amino acids)
Biological process (GO): regulation of transcription by RNA polymerase II
Cellular component (GO): nucleus
Molecular function (GO): DNA binding; protein binding
Source: RefSeq, a predicted model, not a curated record
CGUAAACAAAAUACCUAUUACGUCACUGAUAUAAAAAGAAGAUGGAGCGUUUUGUUUUCGCGAGCCAGAAGUCUUACGCGGCGAAAAAUAAGUUGUCGCGCGCUGUGCCCGCUCCCGUCGCGUCGUAAAUCGUUUUUUUCGGGCGGAUCGCGAUCCUAGCCUGACGAAUUCGCGGUCCGACAUUAAUGUCAUUGCGUGUCUCGGCAUUUUCAAGGUUAAAAGCCUCCGCGAAGAUAUCGAUUGCACAUAGAUGGUCCCAGGUGCCCGCCGGAUCUUCCCGUAGCUGUGAUUUGCGAUCUGCGGGUACUCACCACACGCCGGGAUGACGAUGCAGCAGUACUGCCUCCGCUGGAACAACCACCAGCCCAACUUUAUAUCUGUCUUCUCUAGUCUGUUGAACAGUGAAUCUCUCGUGGAUGUUACGCUCGCCGCCGAAGGGAAACACCUUCAGGCGCACAAGGUGGUGCUUUCCGCUUGUAGCUCGUAUUUUCAGUCCCUGUUUACCGUAAACCCGUGCCAGCACCCGAUCGUGAUACUGAAAGACGUGAAAUUCGUCGACCUGAAGACGAUGGUCGACUUUAUGUACUACGGCGAGGUGAACGUGAGCCAGGAACAGUUGCCGUACAUCCUGAAGACGGCCGAGAUGUUGAAAAUCAAAGGCCUGGCCGAGAUACCGGUCGAUCAAACCCUUCAGAAGACCCACGGCGCGCCGGUCGAGAAGGCCGAGCUCCUCACCCCGGGCGAUUCAAACUGGAGCUCAGACGGUAUGCUCGCGCAGUCCUCGACGCCGUCGCCCUGUCCCCUGUCGCCCGCGAGUCGCAGGAAAAGGCUAAGGAAAUCGUCCACCGGCUCUGGGUCCGGCUCGACGGAACGCCCAAUAGAAGAGCAACCUGCUGACGUGAUGAACGUCAACGUACUCAGCUCGGUAAUCAAAUCAGAUCCAGGCAGUUACUCGUCGGACAACUGCGGCGCCCUGGGGCUCAAAACCAAGCAGCACAGCAGCGACUCGGAACAACUGCAGAGGGGCAGCUCCCACGAGAGCGUGGAGGGCGAGACCCUCCAUCAAAUCUCGCUGCAGGUGCCCCAGCAGCACCAGCAGCAGCCAGACAUGACGACGAUGCCCCACGGCAUGAACGCUUCGUCGUCGGUCGACAUUUCGGGGGGCGGAGCGCCGCAGACCUCGGUCGCAGGCAUCCAGUGGAACAUCGUCGAGCAGCAGCAACAGCCACAGCAGGGUUACGCGGGGCAUUUCAACGCGUGCCCGCCGCCCGAAUCGGCCGCCCCCGCAGCGCCGCCCGACCCUCCGUUUAACCCCGACCCGGCGCAGGGUUACGUCGGUCAGGGGGGCGGUGGCGGCGGUGGUCCCGCGCCGAUGACGCAACAAAAGCGCAAGCGCAGCGUCAACCCCCAAGCGGACGAGAAUUUCAUAAGGGCGCUGGAGGCGGUCCGGUUCGGCGGCAUCGGGUUCUGCAAGGCGGCGCGGAUGUACGGCGUGAACAAUCGCACCCUGUGGCUCGAGUACAAGAAACGGGGCUACCCGAAUUUCCGGCUGAGCAUAAAGAAUCGGAAACAGGAGGUGGCGGCGGCGUCGGGCGCCACCCCCGGUCCCGCCCAAGCGGAACCCGCGGCGUACGAGACGAAAUCCCACACGGGAGGGUUCGGCGACGGGAAAACGGCCGCGGGGAGCGGCGGCGGCGGCGAGCAGAUAUUGUGCACGAGCCACCCGGUAGCGCUGAUCAGCAGCAACUACUUCGAGGGCAAGCACGUGGAUGUGGGACCGAUGAUGCAGCGGCCCAAGUGGGACCCGGGACUCGUUAACCCGUCCGCGGCCGGCAUCAAUUUCCACAAUAUCACGUUCGAGCAUAUGUGAAGCUCCGGGCGGCGCGAGGGGCGCGGCUCAUAGACCGACCCGCGGUCCCGCCCAUAUCAGACCCCGGGGUUUCGCGCGUUUGGCCUACCGGCCGUCGCUCGCCCGCCGCCGUCCCCGUUCGUUUGAACUACUUUACCUUUUUUGAGGGUCGGAGCGUCGCGCUGCGGGCGAAUCGCUUAAUCUAGCACCCGAAAUGACAAUGUCAAUUGAUGAAUAUGAAGAUAAGGGUAUAUUUUGUGCUGAAAAUAAGAAAAUAAAAGCUAAAAUGGAAAUUGUCCGCACUGAAACGUGAACCAAAAAAUUUGCGACUAGUAAAGUCAGUAAAAACCGUUAAAGGUAACAAAUUUUUCCUUUCCGUUUCACUCCUCCUUCCUCCUCAGGAAUGUCAGAUCUCUAAUGCGUUAUCUUUUAUUCUUGUGAGUGCUUUUUUUUUUGUUCCCCUUCCUCUUCUUUGUAAUUUGCCGAACAAGAGGCGAACUGAAUUUGGUUAGUUUGGAUAUUUCCUAUGGUUGACAGACUUUUCUUUUUUACUCCAUGGUUACUAAGGGAAUGUCAUGUGUCUUACAUAAAUUUUGAUUCUUCUUCGUGGCUCUCUUAUGUAUUUUUGUGGGUGCUUUGUUAUUUCUUCUUCGUCAUUUGAGGAAGAAGCGGAACUGAAGUUGAUUGUCAUUUAGCACUACAUUUCUAUACCUUGCUGUUUCACUCCUUGGUUAGUUUACUAAGGGGAUACGUAAUAUAUCAUUUGAUAUUGUGGUUGGCUUCUUCUUCUUUCUUCUCGUCUUCCUUCGCCAUUUGGUGAAGUCAUUUAGAACUAGAUUACUAAUAAAUUCUUACUUUCUUUUUCACCCCGUGGUUAUUAAAGGGAUAUCUGAAAUCUCAGAUACAGCUUUUUUAUUAUUUUUUGUGGCUUUCUUAUUUAUUCUUGUGGGUGCUUUAUUUUUUGCCCCACUUCGUGUUCUUCGUCAUUUGAGGAGCGGUUAUCUAUAGAUAAAAAAAAUAAUACUUUCUGUUUCACUCGUUGGUUCGUUUACUAAGGUGAUAUACAGCAUUUUAUAUUCCCCUAAUCUUCUUCGCCAUUUGAUGAUGAAGAAUAGGAGUGAACUUGACUGUCCCUUGGUUACUAAGGGUAUAUCUAGGAUCUCCGGUUCAGCAUUUUCUAUUCACCGUUGUGGCUCUUCAUUUUUGUGAGCCCUUUGUUAUUUUUUUAUGUCGCCCUUCUUCUUCUUCUACGCCGUGCCGUGAGGAAGAAACCAAUUUCAUUUUAUGUGAGCUUGUGGGUCUUUGAAUUAGCUGGGCUAGUUAACAAUAACAGUAUAUAGCAUUUAAGGGGUAAUAUUCUCCGAUUAAAACUAAAUACUACUAUUUUGAAGUCUUUAAUAAUGGUGAAAUUAUUAUAUUAUCAUUGUUAUACAGUGUGGCUCAAACUGGAUAUUUGGGUAUUUAUAAUCUAUAGAAACAUCAGCUAAAUGGAUGCAAAUUUGCCACACUACACUGCUGAGGAAUGUAAAUAUUAAAAUUUACAAUUAAAAAGAUGAGGAAAUCAAAGUGUGAUUAAUUAUACAGAGAUGAUCUGAUCUUAUCUCGACCAAAUGGUUUUCUAAUACAAUCAAGUCUUAGCUGGAGCUGUUUAUGUGACCGCAUUUGAAUGACUGGAGACAAAAAUUAUAUUUUCGGACAUGCAAUUUUAAUAACAAAAUUAUAAAAUAGAAGAAUUUUUGUACUGAAAUGAAAUAAAUUAUUGUACGGAAAUCUUGAAAAAAAAUUAUACUGACGUCAUUUGACCACGAAAAUUUGAUUAGCUGGCCAUUAUUUUUAAUUUUGAGGUCCCAUUUCAGACUUUUGUCCGCAGCGCGCCGGUACGAUAGACCUACCGCGUCGCGUCCGCCAUUGCAUUUUUUCUAUCGCCUCGUUACCGUUGAUUAUAAUUUUUUAAUAUAAAUUUCUAUAUAUAUAUAUACACACACUGACCCACACAUUUAUAUGUUGUAUAAUUUUUUUGUGAACCCGAAAGCCAAUAAUAAACAUCUAGCGUGAAUCGUAGCGUCUUUCCGUAGCCUCCUAAACCUCGUUCUCGGUUCUUAAUUAGAUAAACC